UCCAGGAUCUCCCGAAGAUCAACGUUAACGAUGUGCGUCGUAUUUGCAGGAAAUCAACCACAGCCCCAUCAAGUAAGCUGGAGAAAGGUUUCAAAUUGUAUGCAGCCUCAUAUAUACACAGCUACGAAGGUAAGAAUAUAUCUAAUAUUACACAACUUGCAAUGCUAUUACUGUUAGCUAACUUAACAAACAGAAAUACGUUAAUUUUUCAGCUAACGUUAUGUGUUUUUGUUAAUGUUAUCCAGUAGUAUCAAAUAAAGACAAGCUGUCAGGGGAAGUCAGCAUUAGAGCCUUGUUUUACAGGUCAAUGAAGAAGAACGAGGCCCCACACAGUUUAAUAGUAUGCUAGAGACUUAGGGUUAACCAAGUUCAGGUGUUCAGAUCUGUUCAUAAUGUGUUCAUAUGCAUUCAAAUGUGUUCAAAUGUUUCCUGUUGUUAAACUAUUACAUAUAACAAGGAGGUUUUGCAGAUGGAUCUGAAUAUUGUCAGUCUGAAUCUGUAAUUCUUAAGAUUAUCCGUAUAAUUUGAGUUUAAACAUUAUUCCAUAAACCCAAGUAUUACAAUGUGAUCUGCAUCUGCAAAGCCAUCUUGUUUACUGUUCUACUAACAUUAACAUGGUACUAACUUUGACUCUAUUGUCAGGAAGUAUAAUUGGUGUUGGUUAAUGAUUGUAUUUGUAUUUUUUAGGUUGGACUAAGGGAUGCUUCCCCUGUGGUGCUAACACAAAGCAAGUGCUCAUGUGUGGCAGGCACUGCUUUGUGCAACCAUACUGUUGCCUUACUUUACCAGACAGCUCAUUAUUCCCAACUCAAUAUGUCCGUUGUACCCCCUGUGCUUAGCUGUACUGAAACUGAGCAGUCCUGGCAUAAACCACGAACAAUGGGAGUGAAACCAGGACCCAUCAAUGCCAUGGUCAUCACAAAACCUGUACCAAAUCGUACAGCACAAGGUGGAGUAAGAAGUGGACUCUACAGAGGGAUGGUGGGUGUUUUACCAGAUCCAUGCAUGUUCAGAGUUGUGGAGGCCUAUGCAGAGUUCACCCUUGAGGACAAGCCACUUGUUACCACUAUGAACAUGUCACCUGAAAAGCCACUUGUAGAAAGCGCAUUUGGGAUGGUUCAGGAAGGAAGUAUCUUGUCGUUCCAGCAGCCUGUCUUAACAUCACGGUACAUCAAAUUACACGACGCUCCACCCAGUCCACCUUUGCCUCUGGAAGGAUAUAGUCUUUCUCCAUCUAAAUGUAUGUUUGUUUGCACUGAGGAGCAGCUUUUACACCUUCAAAGUUUAAACACACCAUUAGAUAUGGCUCAGAAAAUUGAAGAGGCAACACGUGACCAAAGCUCUUGCCCUGACUGGCAUCAGCUUCGCAAACCAAGAGUUACAGCCUCCAGGUUUCGGGAGGUGUGCCACGUCAGAGGCCUAAGCUCUGCUGAGUCCCUCUCAGAGCGCAUGAUCAGGGGAUGCCGGCAGGCAGCAGAAAUGAGAAGAGGUGCUGAAAUGGAGUCAGAGGUAACAGUGGAAUACAGCAAGUUGACAAAAGUUAACUACUCACCCUGUGGUCUAAUCAUCCAUCCUGAUGCUCCCUGGCUUGGUGCGUCACCUGAUGGUGUUGUGUUUGAUCCCACUGAAUUAUCCUCAAUUUGGGCUUGA
Molecule: messenger RNA, 1650 nt
Organism: Megalobrama amblycephala (Wuchang bream)
Lineage: Eukaryota; Metazoa; Chordata; Actinopteri; Cypriniformes; Xenocyprididae
Exons: 3
Coding region: 814-1650 (278 amino acids)
Source: RefSeq, a predicted model, not a curated record